This is a messenger RNA of Leptinotarsa decemlineata (Colorado potato beetle), 956 nucleotides long. RefSeq lists its product as uncharacterized. Lineage: Eukaryota; Metazoa; Arthropoda; Insecta; Coleoptera; Chrysomelidae. The record is from RefSeq and is a predicted model, not a curated record.
CCUUAAUUAUCUUUUUUAUUUGAUAGAGUCCAUUACAAGUGUUUGUUAAAUCCAAGAAAAUUAUGAACUCACCAUUAAAGCUAUAUAAUAGAUUAUUUCGUCGAAAAUGUUCUAUAAUUGGAAUGAUUCACGUGCCGGCUCUCCCAGGAAGUCCCUUAUUUUCUGGUUCCAUUGAUAGAAUUGUGUCUAAAGCUUGUCAAGAAACCGAGAUAUACCUCAAAAAUGAUAUUGACGGGCUGAUAGUUGAGAAUAUGCACGACAUUCCGUACAUACAGUCCAAACAUUUUGGUCCAGAAGUAACAGCUACAUUAACGAGAAUAUGCUCUGAACUAAGAAAAAUCAUUCCCAAUACUACACCAUUUGGAAUUCAGGUUUUAUCAGGUGGGAACAAGGAAGCACUAGCCAUAGCAAAAGCAUGUUCUAUGAACUUCAUUAGAGCCGAGGGAUACGUUUUCAGUCACAUAGGUGAUGAAGGCUUUACAGAUGCAAAUGCGGGAGUGUUACUGAGAUACAGAAAACAAAUAGAAGCAGAAAAUGUUUUGGUAUUCACCGAUAUCAAGAAAAAACACAGUUCACAUGCAAUAACAGGAGAUAUUUCGCUUGUUGACACUGCUAAGGCAGCAGAGUUUUUCCUUUCUGACGGGGUUAUCCUUACAGGAACAGCUACAGGUGAGCCUGCCGAUGCUCAAGAAUUGCAACAACUGAAAAAUAGCACAACGUUGCCAGUACUCGUUGGAUCCGGAAUUACCUAUGAUAACCUGGAGAAUUACACCUCAGCAGAUGGUCUCAUAAUCGGAUCCUACUUCAAAAAAGACGGGCGAUGGUUUAAUGAAGUGGACGAAAACAGGAUAAAAAUGUUUAUGAUGAAAAUUGCAACAAUUAAAAAUUGAUAAAAAUAUAUUCAUAGAAUUUGUUUGACAUACAUCUACAACAUAUAAAAUUUCUAAAUUGAAAGU